Messenger RNA from Fusarium vanettenii 77-13-4, 813 nucleotides. RefSeq lists its product as uncharacterized. Gene Ontology annotation, molecular function: pyrroline-5-carboxylate reductase activity. The record is from RefSeq and is a predicted model, not a curated record. The coding region runs from base 1 to 813 and encodes 270 amino acids. The transcript has a single exon. Lineage: Eukaryota; Fungi; Ascomycota; Sordariomycetes; Hypocreales; Nectriaceae. Gene Ontology annotation, biological process: L-proline biosynthetic process.
AUGGGCUCUGCCAUCUUGAGCGGUUUGUUAGACGCCACUCGGUCAGACCCGCAUCCCCGGAUUUCGCGAUUCAUCGUCGUCACCAAGACGGCCGAGUCUAUAGAUCGUCUCCGGUCUCAAUUUAAGGACGAAGAAUCACGGAUUGAGCUAAGCCAUGGAAACACUGUUUGGGCCAUGAAAGAGGCCGAUAUCAUCCUUCUCGGCUGUAAGCCACACAUGGCACAAGACAUCCUGAGUGCCGAAGGCGUGCAAGAGGCGCUUUCUGGAAAGUUCUUGAUCAGUUUUCUAGCAGGGAAGACACCUCAAGUUCUGGAACGCUAUAUCGGCAAAAACAAUGGCGCAGGCUCAAGUCCCUAUGUUGUCCGCGCAAUGCCCAACGUCGCAGCGCGAAUUCGCAAGUCAAUGACCAUUGUCGAGCAUAACCCCUCCCUCCCCGAUGAGCUGAGCGACACCUUGCGCUGGAUCUUUGAGCAGAUUGGCAGCGUCAAAGUGUUGGCUUCUGAGCUGUUCGACAUUGGCUCACUGCUGGUCGGGUCAUCAAUGGCUAUUCUAACUGUCGGCUUGGAUGGACUUCUAGAUGGGUGCGUCAUGGAGGGUUUGCGAAGGCCUGAAGCUUUGGAGAUGGCAGCACAGAGCAUGCUAGGGCUGGCCGAGAUGCUACGACAAGGCGAGUGCACACCGGCAGAGUAUAGGGAGAAUGUCUCGUCACCGAAGGGGGGCACUAUCACAGCGCUGUUGACGGUUGAGAAGGCCGCGGUGAGAGGCACGUUUGCGCAGUCCAUCAUAGACGGGACCAAGAAGAUACAGGGAUGA